Closterium sp. Naga37s-1 is the source of this 765-nucleotide messenger RNA. The record is from the annotation of a GenBank genome assembly. Lineage: Eukaryota; Viridiplantae; Streptophyta; Zygnematophyceae; Desmidiales; Closteriaceae.
AUGACCUUUCCGCUCACGCAAAUUCCCAGGUCUUCCCUCACGCCUCUGCACCGCCCUCCCCUCACACCUCCGGUGCCGGCUGUCCGUCGUCCGACUCCCCGUCCCUUCAUCUCAGUACCGGCAUCACACAUCCAGUCCCUUCCCCGCACAGACCCAUCCCCUUGGCCGCACACUCCAUUUCCUACCCCCCACUCUUCCACCCCCUUCCACUCAGGCAUCCAUUCCGUUUUCCCCCACUCCCUCCCUUUCCCCUACUCCUAUGCUCCGUUUCCCCCCCUGACAUCCUCCCUUUCCCACCUUCCAACCCUCCCUUUCCCCCCCUCCUACCCUCACUUUCUCCCCCUCCUACCCUCCCGUUCCCCCACUCCUACCCUCCCUUUCCCCCCCUGUCAUCCUCCCUUUUCCCCCCUGUCCUCCUCCCUUUCCCCCCCUCCUACCCUCCCUUUCCCCCCCUCCUACCCUCCCUUUUCCCCCCUCCUACCCUCCCUUUCCCACACUCCACCUCAUCCGUCUCCGCACUCCCUCACGGCCUUUCCCCCACUUCCCCCCGUCCAAUCCCCCCUGUCAUCCUCCCUUCCCCCUGCUACCCCUGUCAUCCUCCCUUCCCCCUGCUACCCCUGUCAUCCUCCCGUCCCCCUGCUACACCUGUCAUCCUCCCUUCCCCCUGCUACCCCUGUCAUCCUCCCUUCCCCAUGCUACCCCUGUCAUGCGCACACUAGACCGCAGCGACGGAUGCACGGAGGAGAGCAGGGGCCGCAAUGGUGA